Nicotiana tabacum (common tobacco) is the source of this 3380-nucleotide messenger RNA. Lineage: Eukaryota; Viridiplantae; Streptophyta; Magnoliopsida; Solanales; Solanaceae. The record is from RefSeq and is a predicted model, not a curated record.
UUCACUUAUUUUUCAUUUUCAAAAACCCUCGCCCACUCUCACUUAAUCAAAACCCAUAGAACUAAAGCGACUACAGAUCUAUCAAUCUCUUUUCCUUUACUUAAUCUCUUUCAUUUCUUCUUCACUUAAUCUCUUCAAUUUCUUCUUCACUUAAUCUCUUCCAUUUCUUCUUCAUUUCCUCCGAAUUCAAGCCCGUGUAGUUGCAAAAUUUCAAAUACAAUAGCUCUCCGCUUUUCUUCAGCGCCUCCUCUGUUGCAAAAUGAAAGAGAUAUGAAAGAAAACUUCAGAUCUAUCAAUCAAUUGGAUCCAAGUGAUGCGGCUAGCGGAUCCAUUUCACCCAUGGAUAUUAGAAGAUCAUCUGGUGGAAGUAAUCCUAACGACAACCAUUGAAGUUGCUUGCAAAUGUAUUAGAUAAUUAAGUAUCGUACUCGAUUGAACGGUCAUAGUAGAUCUUUUGUCCAUAAAGGCUGGAGUGGAUAUUCUGUUUAAUGUUAGUUUUAAGACUAAUUAUAAUAUUGAUGUUUUGUGUUUAAUGGUUGGAGUAGUUAUGUUUAAAGAAAAUUUUUGAGACUAAUGAUAAUUUAAUUUAAUGUAUUUUGUGGUUUAUUAAUAUAUUGAUAUUACUUGAUUCCAGUAGGCAAUUUAUAUAAUUUGUUGAUGCAUCAUUAUAUUAAUAUAAUUGAAAUUGGAACAGUUAUGGAGUAACAUUGCAGGAAAAAAAAUAUUCAAUGAAUAGCGGAGGUUAUAACUGCCGCUAUUUAACCUAUAAUAAUAUUGUGUUAUAAAAUAUAUGGGGGUUAAAUAAAGAAAUUGCGGGGGUCUAGACCUCCGCUAUUUUUUAAUAAGUGAUAGCCAAACUAUCAAAUUGCGGAGGUUAUACCGCCAUCAAAUAUUCGCCGCUAUAUGAUAACGGCGGUCUGUCAAAAAAUCCCGCAAAUUAGUUGCGGCGAACAUUAUUGGGGGUUUUGAAAACCGCCGUAAAAGUAUAUUGCGGAGGUUUGUGACCACCGCAAUAUGUAAAUAAAACCUCCGCAAAUUCAGCGUUUUAUUGUAGUGUAAGUGUUCUGUACCUUCCUAAAAUGGUGAAUACUGAAAUUCCUGUGAAUGCUAGUUAUAGUGAUAAUUCUACAUACAUUCCUGACCUCACAAGUCCUUUAUUUCUCUACUCGUCUAAUAUACCUGUAAUGUGUUUGGUGAGCACUCCAUUCUCUAGGUCGGGGUAUGGAGGAUGGAGAAGAAGCAUGAUAGUGUCUCUUUCUGCUAAGAAUAAAAUAGAUUUGACGAUGGCUCAUGUCCUAAGCCAGCUACCACUGAUAUUGCAAAGCUGCGUUAAUGGGAUAGAUGCAACAAUAUGGUGAUUUCGUGGCUAACAGCUCACUUUCACUAACCAUACUCUCAGUACUCCGAGACAACUGAGAGUAUUUGGAAUCAAUUGGAACGUAGGUAUGGUAUUGUAAAUGGUACUAAGGUGUUUGUAAUAAAGAAGGAAUUGGCCUCCACACAACAAGGUUCCCUUGACAUUGCGUCAUAUUUCAAUAAACUAAAGAAGCUCUGGGAUGAGUUGGGUACAAUGCGUAAGAACCAUAGAAAUCGUUGCAUGUGUGAUGCAAGAGAUGGUAUUCAAAAGGAUGAAGAGGAGGAUAAGCUUCAUCAGUUUCUUAUGGGCCUAAAUGAAAUCUAUGUAGGAGUGAGAAGCAAUUUGCUAAUGAUGCAACCUCCUCCCACACUUGAUAGUGCAUAUAACAUUUUGCUUCAAGAUGAAAAUCAGAGGCAAGUUCAAUACACUCCCCAACUGGUUCCAGAAGCUGCUUCUUUCAAUGUGAAUGCUAACAAUAAAGAUUUUCAUCCAAAUGCCAACAAUAAGACAUUCCCUCCAAAGAAAUAUACUCAGAAAAUGGACUUUCAUCAGUCCAGGGGAAAUAUUUUAUGCAAAUAUCGUAAAAAACCUGGACACCUAAUCGACAAAUGCUACAAGUUAUAUGGAUUUCCACAGAAUUUCAAAUUCAAUAAAGGGAAAAGGAUGGCUGCUAAUGUGACUGUUGAGGCUGAGUAUCCUGCAACAGCCUACACUCUACCUCAGUACAAUUCACCUCAACUUUACACUGCUUCUGACCAUGAAGAACAUGUCUCUUCAGUACCUGGAUUGACCAAGCAGCAGUAUGCACAACUUAUGUCUCUCUUACAAUAGACUCAAGUUUCAUCGACUGCUGAUUCUCAAACUAGCCUCAUGGGAUCUGCCAACUUUGCAGGUAGUACUUUCUCUCUGCCUAUUUAUAUUAAUGAUGAUUCACAUGUUUGCUUACUGUAUGGUGCUAGUAGAAAUGUUUGGAUUAUAGAUAGUGGAGCUACUGACCAUAUGACCUCAAACAAAAAUAUACUUUCUAAUCUUACUCCACUUCCUACUCCUUACUUGGAAACUCUUCCCAAUAGUUAUAAGGCAAAAGUUACUUAUACUGGUUCUGUUAUCUUGUUCACUUCUUUCACUCUUGAUAGAGUCUUAUACAUUCCUAGUUUUCAAUAUAAUUUAGUCUCAGUUUACAAGUUGAUUCAGCAAUUUCACUGCAUGGUCUUGUUUACUUCCUCUUCAUGCCUUUUGAUACAUGCCCAUUUCACGAGGAAGCUUCUGGAGCUUGGUAGACGAGACCAAGGCCUCUACAAGCUCCUUCAUGCCGCUGAGUCUGAUUCUAGUCCUAAUUUUGUUUUCAAUAAAGAUGUGCAAUGUAUGAAUAGUGUUGAUAGGUUCUUUGCCAAUACUAAACAAUCUAAAUCUGCAUUGAAUUGUGUUCCUUUAGUUUCCAGUAAUGAUGUUCCUAGUAUAAACAAACAUGAUGUACUUUAGCAUCAUAGGGUGGGACAUAUUCCAUUUGCUAGAAUGAAAAGUAUUUCUUCCAUUUCUGCUCAACUAUCUUCUAAACAAUCUUUUGUGUGUCCCAUUUGUCCCCUACCAAGGCAGGCAAGGCUGCCAUUUCCCCCAAAUAACUCAGUUUCCAAGUGUUUGUUUGAACUCAUUCAUGUUGACACCCGGGACCCUAUAAUACUAACACAUACUCUGGUGCAAAGUAUUUUCUGACCAUUGUGGAUGAUCAUAGCAGGGCAACCAAAAGUAAUGCUUUCAAUUUACUAAAAGUCUUUAUCUCCAUGCUCAGAACCCAAUUUAAUCUUCUAGUCAAAACCAUUAGGAGUGAUAGUACCUUAGAAAUUGGCCUUUCUACUUCUGCCAUACAAUAUUUUUCAGAUAAUAGGAUCAUUUACCAAACAACUUGUUCUCAUACACCUCAACAAAAUGGCAUUGUUGAAAGAAAACAUAAACACUUGUUAGAGACAGCAAGAGUUUUAUUGUUUCAGUCCAAACUACCUACCAAAUUCUAGGGGGAUUGUAU